Molecule: messenger RNA, 3503 nt
Organism: Pocillopora meandrina
Lineage: Eukaryota; Metazoa; Cnidaria; Anthozoa; Scleractinia; Pocilloporidae
Source: the annotation of a GenBank genome assembly
CUCCUUACAGUCUGCUAUACAAUUCUUAUGAUGUUAGUUUGGAGAAUUUGGCAUAAGAUCAACAAAUAAUCCCCUAUUUUAUAUUUUUAUCCAUUCUUAUAACUUGUCUGCUUGACAUAGUAUUAAUAAUGUAAGGAGAAAUUCUGUCUUGGUCACUCAUGGGAGUUAAAGGGUUAACAGAAGAUGGUUGCUUGGCAUCACGAGGCUCAGUUACUGGAGUAAAUUGUUUAACAAAAGAUGGUUACUUAGCAGUGGUGGGUUCUGGAGAAAAAGUUGAUUAUUCAACACUUUUUUAAGUAUGUGAAGAUAAUUCUUUUGUAUUGGUUGGAGCUUGACUAAGUUGCUCAGCUCAAGUACGUUCAUACUUUCAGAUGGUGGUUUGACAGAAGGAAAAGUUUGUGAACCCUUUAACUCUAAGAUCUCAUUAGUAAUUCUCCUUACUGUCUGUUACACAACUCUUAUGAUGCUAGUCUGGAGAAUUUGUUAUCGAAUAGACUAAAUAAUCCUCUAAAUUAUUAAUAUUUAUCUUCAUUCUUAUCACUUGUUUGUACGAUGAUUUAUUGAUAUCGUAAGGAGAAAUUCUUUCUUAGUCACUCAUGAGUGAGUAAAAGGGUUAAGUUUGAUCGCCUGAAAUCAGUAUUUCAGGCAAAGGAGAACUACAACAGCUACCUCAAGGCAACAGGAGAAUGAAAUGGUUUGUCUCAUGAGCAGAAUCAUCUUGCUACUUCAAAGUGAUUGAACACCUACGCUACUCCUCUAUUGUGAUCGGUGAAAAUGAACUGAUCCAAAAUUGAACCAUCAUUGACGAUGAAUACGUACAAAUUGAUCCCUUGAAGAAAAAGCACAACGCAAUAUGCAAACAGCUUCUCCUUAAGUUCCCGUGAUCUCAUUGUUGUUCACGUGAUCCUCCAAAAAGUUCGAAGAGACAAGUAGCGGCUCAGAAACCUCUGGAUUUUUCACAAUAGAACUACUGUUUAACCCAUGGACUUUCCCAUGUUUCUCGUCGCUCGUUGCAUCCCUCCAAAGAGCAAUAGCUUGCCAAUAAAAGUACCCAUCGUUUCUUUUGAUAAAACAGCGGUGAGAACGCGUUUAUCUCUCACAAAAGUUUUGGACGUCGAGUCAAAUUUUUUGUGUGCUCCUUUCUAAGUAGUCUAUCAAUUAUCGGGAUGAGCAUAACACAGGCAUCAACGCUGGUGUACGUCGGAGCUGGGGAUGAGGGGGGAGGUCUUGAGGAAAAAUGAGCUGAGCGAUGAGAUUCCCUUCCCACUCCCCGAGUAUCUCCCUAAGUACUUCCGACAGUUUUGCACUAGUCAACCGAUUUGUUUGGGCACGUCCAUAUUGCGCUGUCCACAGGUCGCGUGAUUUAAUUACAAUCUACGUUUCAUCCCCCACUGUGUCAUGGCACGCCUGAACUUUAUUGUGGAUUAUUUGCUCUCCCACGAAUAGUUUUGAUGUUUACACGCUGACAGCUAGCGAGAGUAACGUAUGCAAAAUGGCGGAUAUUGAACUAAAUCUACGUGACCUUUGCUUCACUUUCGGAUCAUUGGUAACAUUUGUCUGGCUGCUAUACUGGUGCGGAACAUAUCGGUUUUCUGUUCUUAAAAAUCUUGGUAUACCUGGACCUGAGCCAUGGCCAUUCUUGGGAAGUAUUCUCGAAGUGCACAAGUUUGGUGGUCUGCAUGCCAUGUUGUUGGAGAACAUGAAGCGCUACGGAAAGAUCUUUGCGCUGUGUUUGGGUCGAUCGCCCACAAUUGUUAUCACUGAGCCAGAGGUCUUAAAAACAAUUUUAGUAAAGGAAUUUACCAGUUUCAGGAAUCGAUCGGACGAGGUUAAACCUCCUCCUCCUCUUAACUGUGGCCUUUUGGCAGCCAGGGACGAUCAGUGGAAGCGAAUUCGAAGCAUUUUGUCACCAUCGUACACAACUGGUAAAAUGAAACAGAUGAUUCCACUUAUGGACGAUGCAGUGAAUGUACUGAUGAAGAAAUUAGAUGAAGUAGCUGACUCAGGUAUGCAGUAAAAUAUAUCUAACAACUUUGAAAAUCCCUUCGUUGUUUGACCAAAUUGCGUGACAAAGACAGAGUUACUUUGUGACUUCUACACCGGAAUAAUAAUUUACAUACGAAAGCAAACGGACCAAACGGGGUAAGAAUUCCUAUUAAAAGGACGACAAAAAAAUUUGAGCAAAUAUAAUCAAUUUCUCUGAAGAAUACUUUUCUCAGCUUAAUGUUUGACGAUAAACUUUCUGCUCUUUUCCUUUUCGAUUGUUUUGUUUCUGUGCAUUUUACUGUUUUGUUCUUUUGGUUAAUUUAUGUCGAGUACAGUUUUACCAUGACAAAAGCCUCUUUUGUUUCACUUAAUAAUUGCACAACUUAUUAUUAGUUUAGUCAACUUUGUGUGCUUAAAGUUGAAAUUAUUGGAAACGAUUUCGCUUCGAUUAAGAUUAAGGAUAUGGACAACUUUUGAUUGCGGGAAUUCUGUUAAGCUUUAACUAUUGUUGCUGUCUUGUUCUAGAAAAAAGUGUAGAAGUAGUGGAGUUGUUCAGCAAGUUAACUCUUGAUGUCAUCUUGUUAACUGCUUUUGGAAUCAAAACUGACAUUCAGACAGAUCCACAGAACUCAGUGACUAAAGAGGCACGAAAGUUGUUCCGUAGGUUGUGGCUGACGCCUUAUCUAUCGAUAUUCCCCUGUAGUUCUUUACUAAGGCGAAUAAUAGCGUUCUUUCGGCAAGGUUUAGCGUUCUUCGUGGGCGCGGCAACAGAGAUUUUCGAAGAGAGGAAAAAAUAUGCUACUGAGGGACGAAAUGAUCUGAUACAGCUCCUGCUAACCGCUCACGAUGAACCUGCAGCUCAGGGUGUCAGUAAACUGUCCGAUGAAGAGGUGAUAGCUCAGUUGAUUACGUUUUUAUUGGCGGGUUAUCAAACUUCCAGUAGCACACUGGCAUUCACUGCAUAUCACCUCGCUAUGGAUUCUGAUGUCCAAGAAAGACUAAGGUGUGAGGUAGAGAUUGCCAUUCAAACUUACCACGAUUUGCCUUUGUACGAUCUCGUCCACGAAAUUGAGUAUCUCGAUUGCAUCAUGAACGAAUCUAUGCGGCUUUGCCCACCCCUUCACAUCUUUAAUCGGAAAUGCGAAGAAACAUGCGCAAUAAGUCCAGGCCUCACAAUACCCGCCGGUAUGGAUGUUACCAUACCGGUUUACGCGCUUCACCACGAUCCCGAAGCGUGGCCCGAUCCCAAAGUAUAUGACCCGGAGAGGUUCCGGGGACCCGCCAAGGAAGCGCGUCACCCGUUCCAAUUCCUUCCGUUUGGCGCCGGUCCAAGGAACUGUAUUGGAAUGAAAUAUGCCAUGAUGGAAAUCAAAGUCGCCUUGGUCAGGAUUUUGAGGAAGUUUAAGUUUGUUCGAGCACCUGAUACACAAGUACCAUUAAUUUUACAUUCGGGCGUUACCCUUGGCCCGAGGGAUGGGAUACAUUUACGGGUCAAGCGAGUUAAAAGUCUAAUUUGA